Messenger RNA from Adineta ricciae, 864 nucleotides. Lineage: Eukaryota; Metazoa; Rotifera; Eurotatoria; Adinetida; Adinetidae. The record is from the annotation of a GenBank genome assembly.
AUGUCUACGUCGAUAAUCUCGACUUACCNAGCGGGUUUGUUACGUAAAUAUGAACAAGACAAUGGACAUUCGACGCAACAGCUUCGACACGAGUUAAUUUCCACAGAGAAAGUCACGAUCGAACAAAGACAAUAUUAUGAACAACAAAUCGAUCAACUUCAACGAGAAAAGAACGAAUUGAAGAAAGAAUUGGACACGCUCAGAGAUGUUUUGAAAGAAUUGCAUGAACAAUCGAGUAAACAAGAGGCAUUGAGUAAUGAUCGAUUACAUACUUUGAAAUUAAAAGAAGAUUUAUUGACGAAAGAAAAUGAAUUAUUUCAAUGUCAAUCGAAAGUUGCGGAAUUGCAAAAAGAAUUGGAACAAACUCGAGAAGAAAUGAACACUUUACAAGAAACAGUGCAUAAAGAAUGUACCGAACGUGAAGAAUUAAAAGAAGCGUUAAUUGAAGCACGUCAACAACUACUAACUUUCAAAAAGAACGGAGUUCUCAACGGAACAGCAGCUCGAUCUCUUCAUUCUCCACCGGUAGCUUUUGAAGAAAUCGAACGACGUGUCAUUGCACCUCUUCCACUUCCUCAUGCAUCGACUCAACAAUUAGGAUCUGUACUUCAUCAUAAAAAUUCUUCAUUUAUUCAAUCAGAGCCACCUUCGCGAGAUAACAGUGUGCAGGGUGAUGCAGCCGAUAUGAUGGCUCGACCAUUAUCAUCAGCGCAUCAGGUUCCGUAUCGCCAUAAAACAUUGCCACCAAUUCAUCCUCAACCACAGCAACAACGUCGGAAUGGAAGUGUUCCAUCAUCGAAUAAAUCCGAUCAAUUGUUGGAGAAUCAACGACGUAUCGCGCGGUUUAUUAAGAAUCUUAAAUAA